AGAAUCGUUUUUAUUACAAAUAGUUUUAAUAAUGGCGUGCGAAAUCAAAUUCAAAUUCAUUCAAACUUAAUUUCCCUCUCCUAAGGGAUUCCCCUUUACCAGUAUAGAUAGUGGGGUUUUGUGAAAAUCUAAUCAGUUACAAUUUAUUGUUUCACAAACAACUCUUAACAACAAUUUACAAUAAUGUCUCAAGUUAAUAAUGCAAUUUGGAGUUACUUUACCAAACUACCAGAAGUGACAGUGAAUUCUGACACCAAAAAGAAAACUUAUAAAUCAAGUUGUAAUCAAUGUCAAGCAGUGUUAACUUGCUGCCAUGGAAGUACAUCAGGAAUGAGUAAACAUUUAAGAUCUCAGCAUCCCAUUCAAGCCAAAGCUUAUAUUAAGGCAAAGAAUGACAAGGUAGUGCAACUGGCUGCUGACAGGGAGGAAGUUGAAAAGGAGCUUGAUAGAUCUUCAAGUUUGAGAGGUUUCUUUCCAGCCACAACCACUAGUAAAAAAAGGCUGGAUAACCUUAGUAAAAAGUCUCCACCAUCCAGUCAGCAAGGUGAUCAUGAAAAACUUCAAGUAACUCUGGAUGAGUAUGUUAAGAUAGAGUGAUUAGCACUGUCUCUAGAAACUGCAACAACUUACCCAUAUAUAUUAGGUUGUCAGGUCUUGUUUAACGUAAUUUCGAUUCUUUGC
Messenger RNA from Hydra vulgaris (swiftwater hydra), 681 nucleotides. NCBI's taxonomy places the organism in Eukaryota, Metazoa, Cnidaria, Hydrozoa, Anthoathecata, Hydridae. The record is from RefSeq and is a predicted model, not a curated record.